Molecule: messenger RNA, 645 nt
Organism: Colletotrichum orchidophilum
Lineage: Eukaryota; Fungi; Ascomycota; Sordariomycetes; Glomerellales; Glomerellaceae
Exons: 2
Biological process (GO): pyrimidine nucleotide import into mitochondrion
Cellular component (GO): mitochondrion
Molecular function (GO): pyrimidine nucleotide transmembrane transporter activity
Source: RefSeq, a predicted model, not a curated record
AUGACAGCCACAACGCAAUCCUCACUUGAGGUCAACACAACACAAAAGCGACGAAUUCAACCCUUGGUGCACCUGGCGGCGGGCGCGACCGGUGGUGCUGCAACCUCUAUUCUCACUUCUCCGCUCGACGUCCUACGAACUCGACUUCAGUCCGACCUUUACCUGCCUUCAUCGCAACCGACUGUUGCCGGUCAACCCUCGCACUCUCGCCUCUACCGAACCACCCUGGGCCACGUUUUCGAAACGUUUGACAUAUUGCGCACGAUCAAGAAUAACGAGGGAUGGCGUGGACUGUUCCGCGGCAUUGGGCCCAGUCUGGCCGGCGUGGUUCCUGCAACUGCCAUAAAGUUCUAUGUGUACGGAAAUACCAAGCUCCUCGCAGCUAGAUACCUGAACCACAAGGAGGACGAUCCUAUCAUACAUGCGUACGCCGCCGUUGCCGCCAGCAUCGCCACCGCAACAGCGACGAAUCCCGUUUGGCUUGUGAAGACCAGGCUCCAACUCGACAGAUCACGUGCCAUUCGCGGCACUACGAUGUGUCAAUAUAAGGGAAGCUUCGACUGUGUGCAAAAGGUGCUGCGGAAAGAGGGAAUCCCUGGGUUGUACCGCGGUUUAAGCGCGAGCUACUUGGGCACGGUAGAGACG